AUGUCUAACAACCUGAUGGACUCUAUAAGCGCUGCUUCAGCUAUGUCUGCUGACAGCGGCAACAGUUUAUUGAAACAUUCUAAAAGUGAGAAACAAAUGCAGUGGUGGUACCUCGGACCUGUGGUACUCGCAGUACUGAUGUUUCUACUGAUGGGCACCAUCUUCGAGCGUAGAAUCGAAGGAGCAUGGCGGUCGUUAGUAGACCGUCGUCAAGGGGCAGUAUCACAAACUGAACCCCAGGAAUCUCCAGCUACUGUGAUAUCUAACCAAACAGUCAAGACAACUUCAGAUGGAAACGUCUUCAACGUGAAACCGGAUAUCAAAACUACAUUGAGUAAGAACGAUAUCAAACAGGAAACAAAGAGUUUGUAUUAA
Arctia plantaginis is the source of this 375-nucleotide messenger RNA. The record is from the annotation of a GenBank genome assembly. NCBI's taxonomy places the organism in Eukaryota, Metazoa, Arthropoda, Insecta, Lepidoptera, Erebidae.